Molecule: messenger RNA, 2201 nt
Organism: Bolinopsis microptera
Lineage: Eukaryota; Metazoa; Ctenophora; Tentaculata; Lobata; Bolinopsidae
Product: putative histone-lysine N-methyltransferase PRDM6
Exons: 11
Coding region: 13-1554 (513 amino acids)
Biological process (GO): urogenital system development; regulation of transcription by RNA polymerase II; embryo development
Cellular component (GO): nucleus
Molecular function (GO): DNA-binding transcription factor activity, RNA polymerase II-specific; protein binding; RNA polymerase II transcription regulatory region sequence-specific DNA binding
Source: RefSeq, a predicted model, not a curated record
AGCAGAUAAACCAUGGAGUCCGGGAGGAAAGUUGAGGAAAUCCUCAAGCUACUAAUGUAUGGCUUCUCGCCUGUACCUGUGCAGUCAACCUCUUCCAACGAGGGAAACUCUUCACCUUCUCGUGGUCAGGAAUUCCAACUGAAACGAAAAGAUGAAGAAGAGAGCACGAUAAAGAAGAUGAUGAGGAAGGUAUCCAACGACAGGAUAAAGUUUCCCGACGAAGUGGAGCCAUGUCUCUCUAAGAUUCCAAAUUCCGGUAUUGGUGUCCGCUGUAAAACCGCCAUUAACGAUGGAAUGUGGGUAGGACCUUACGAGGGCAAGGUGAUAAGUCUGGAGGACAUAAAGAAGAUUAAAGAUACCAGCCUCGUCUGGGAGGUGUACGACACGAACGGUGAGAUAUCACAUUUUGUGGACGGCAACGAUUCCUCCCUAGCCAACUGGAUGAGGUACAUUAGCUGUGCCCGGUCAGAAGAAGAACAAAACAUGGCAGCUUUCCAACAUCUCGGACACAUCUAUUUUAGAGCAUGCAAGACUAUCGAGCCGGGAGAGGAGUUACUAGUGUGGUAUGGGGACGAGUAUAAGUUGUAUCUGGGCUUACCCCUUCUCAUUGACCAGAGUAAAGGUGGAUGCGCAUUCCGUUCACCACACCAAGCAGCUGGCGGACAGACGGAUAAAUCGGAAACAACUCUAAAUCAGGUCCACUUGGGCUCCUCGCCUGGUCAUGAUAUUUCUACAGCUGUUCAUUUGAGUGAAGCUGAGGGUCAUGUAAAAUGUGAACCAGUUACGACUCCUUCGGACGAUUCCUGGGCAGCUCGAUUACAACUAAGUCCACUCACUAUCAAGAGUCUACUCUCUGGUACGAAAUCGAGACCCUCCCUGCUUCCUCUAACCCUCUCCAACUCUCUGUCUCUCCCUCACAGCCUCUCACUUCCCUCCAGCCUCUCUUUUCCCAGUCCCAACCUCAGCUCGGUAUCAAGACCCAGAUUCUCCUCCUUUGACACCACGACUCUUCUCAGCGGUGCUCUUCACUCACAUUCUGUCCUGGAUAUGCUACUGAAGUGUGAUAUUUGCGGAAAGAGCUUCAAAUCAGCGUAUGAGUUGCAUCUCCACACGGCCAAUCACUCGGCAGAGCGACCCUACGAAUGUGGACAUUGUGGGAGGACGUUUCCGCAGUCCAGUAGCCUCAGGAGACACAUAGUUACACACACUGGAGAGAGACCCUUUAAAUGUGCUUUUUGUGGCAGGGCCUUUGCUGGUGCAACGACUCUUAACAACCACAUACGAACCCACACGGGAGAGAAACCUCACAAGUGUAACGCCUGCUUUAAAGCAUUCACCCAGGCUACGCAGCUCAAUCGUCACAUGAGGUGUUGUCCAGUUCGAGUGGCAGAUAAAACGAUCAAUAGCAAACCCACAACUAAUGGCCGUUCAUCUGCGACUACUUUCGAGACUCUUGCGGAGGGUCCCGUUUCAGCUGUAUCCAUGGCAAUGCGAGACGUUUUACCCACAACUCGCACAGAAUCUUGCGAUUUAAAGGUUCCUCUAGUGGUAUGAUUAAUACCAAAACUAACGAUCUUGCAGUCACAACAUUUUGGGUUGUGAAGUGUUAUUGUGUACUGCUUUAUGCUAUGCAUCACAUUUUGAUUCAUUAUUAUAGCCAUAUAUUAUAAAGAUGAUCCAAACUUUAAAAAUAUGUUGUUGUGAUGUUGUACAGUCUCGCGUCAGCUCAAUAGUCCACUUGAUUGUUAAUUAAUUUAAUUAAUUAAUUAAUUAAUUAUUCAAGCUUUACAACUGCAGCUGACCAGGAUCUGUAUUCUGUAUAGUUUAUACCGAACAGUUACCUAAACAGUCAGACGCGCUAACAUGUACAAUGUAACAACUAACAUGUAACAAAUCGAUAAACGUUUCAUUCGUAUAAAUAUUUUUUAAUUUUAAACUUGAUAUUGAGGACUUGAAAGUCGAAUACAGAAUAGGAUUUCAUCUUUGAUUUUGAUAAUCCAUAAUAAUUGUCUUUAAUUCCAUGAUUUUGAAACAAAUAUAUUUAAAUUUAUGAUUGAACAAUAAACAUUUAAGACUCAACGCUGGCAUGCAAAGUGCAACUGCAAACAUUUGAUGUCUGGAUUAGGAUAUACUUCAACUUUAUUUUAAUGUGUAAGACCUUAGCCCUUAUAUUAGGCCGUUAUGUGCAAUUAUGGUUUGAC